Messenger RNA from Phacochoerus africanus (Common warthog), 3166 nucleotides. RefSeq names its product UBX domain protein 7 (gene UBXN7). Gene Ontology annotation, cellular component: nucleus. Gene Ontology annotation, biological process: proteasome-mediated ubiquitin-dependent protein catabolic process. Gene Ontology annotation, molecular function: ubiquitin binding. The transcript is spliced from 11 exons. The record is from RefSeq and is a predicted model, not a curated record. NCBI's taxonomy places the organism in Eukaryota, Metazoa, Chordata, Mammalia, Artiodactyla, Suidae. Bases 69 to 1538 code for a protein of 489 amino acids.
GCGAGGUGGGGGAGGGCGUUCCGUGUGUGUCUGUGUUGUUGUUCGGCGGCAGCGGCGGCGGCGGUAAGAUGGCUGCCCACGGGGGCUCCGCGGCGUCGUCGGCGCUGAAGGGGUUAAUUCAGCAGUUUACCGCCAUCACCGGUGCAAGUGAAAGUGUAGGGAAACAUAUGCUUGAAGCCUGCAACAAUAAUCUGGAGAUGGCAGUCACUAUGUUUUUGGAUGGUGGAGGAAUCGCUGAAGAGCCCAGUACCAGUUCAGCAAGUGUUUCCACUGUCAGACCACACACAGAAGAGGAAGUCCGUGCUCCAAUUCCUCAAAAGCAGGAAAUAUUGGUGGAACCAGAACCUUUGUUUGGUGCUCCUAAAAGACGGCGACCUGCACGUUCAAUAUUUGAUGGUUUCCGGGAUUUUCAAACUGAAACUAUUCGGCAAGAACAGGAAUUAAGAAAUGGAGGAGCAAUAGAUAAGAAACUAACUACCCUUGCAGAUCUAUUCCGGCCACCCAUUGAUUUGAUGCAUAAAGGCAGCUUUGAAACAGCCAAAGAGUGUGGCCAGAUGCAGAAUAAGUGGCUGAUGAUAAACAUUCAAAAUGUGCAAGACUUUGCAUGCCAGUGCCUCAACCGCGAUGUAUGGAGCAAUGAAGCUGUGAAGAAUAUUAUCCGGGAACAUUUCAUUUUCUGGCAGGUUUAUCAUGACAGUGAAGAGGGUCAGAGAUACAUACAGUUUUAUAAGCUAGGGGAUUUCCCCUAUGUUUCCAUCCUGGAUCCACGGACAGGUCAGAAGCUAGUAGAGUGGCACCAGUUAGAUGUAUCUUCUUUCUUGGACCAAGUAACGGGAUUUCUGGGUGAACAUGGGCAGCUGGAUGGACUUUCUAGCAGUCCCCCCAAAAAAUGUGCCCGUUCAGAGAGCCUUAUAGAUGCAAGUGAAGACAGCCAGCUAGAAGCUGCCAUCAGAGCCUCCUUGCAAGAGACACAUUUUGAUUCCACACAGACAAAACAGGAUAGCCGCUCAGACGAAGAAUCUGAAUCUGAACUUUUUUCUGGCAGUGAGGAGUUCAUAUCUGUGUGUGGCUCUGAUGAAGAGGAGGACAUAGAGAAUCUUGCCAAGUCUAGAAAGUCUCCCCAUAAAGAUUUGGGGCAUAGAAAAGAGGAGAACAGAAGGUCACUGACUGAGCCCCCUGCCAGAACUGAGCCUGGAACAGCCACAAAUCACCAAGGGUUACCAUCUGUGGAUUCAGAAAUAUUGGAAAUGUCACCUGAAAAAUCCGAUGGAGUGGUGGAGGGCAUAGAUGUAAAUGGACCAAAAGCACAGCUGAUGUUGCGGUAUCCAGAUGGAAAAAGGGAACAAAUCACUCUCCCAGAACAAGCUAAACUACUAGCUUUGGUGAAGCAUGUGCAGUCUAAAGGAUAUCCAAAUGAACGUUUUGAACUUCUCACCAACUUCCCUCGAAGGAAACUCUCUCAUCUGGACUAUGACAUUACAUUACAAGAGGCAGGCCUUUGUCCUCAAGAGACUGUCUUUGUACAGGAAAGAAAUUAACAUCAUGGCCUGACCUCUCUCAGCUUACCCCCCUUUUCCCUUUAUUCUGAGAUACGAUGUCACUGAGUAUGCAUUUUGGCUCAUAGGACCAUAGAGCCAAAUUUGGGCAACAAGUCACCUGCCUUCUCUCUUAUUUCUUGUUCUCUCCUAUAAUCAGUCUCUCCCUAACUACCUCCCCUCUUGUUUUCUCUCCUUUCCUAUUUUCUUCUUUUUCCUACUUUUCUCUUUCUUACCUAAUCUGGUGACCAAAUGGAAGUGUUAGGAUAAGACCUCCUAGUACUGGCAGCAGGAAAUAGGUGUUCCAAUAAGUACACUCUUACAUGGCACUUUUUGGGGAUCAAAUGAUAAUGUUACUCCUCAGACUCCUUUGGUAAAGGAAUGGCUAGAUUCAGAAUAAGAAUAGCCUCCUUUUUAUGUAAGCCCCAUUUUUAGUAGGGAGAAGAAAUUCUCUAACACAUGUUUUGUUUUGUCAUACAUGUAGAAAUAUCACAUAACAGUGUCCAGGAUUUUGUUUACGUGGAAAAAGCAUCCUUUAUUGCUCAUCACAUUGAAAAAAUUUUUUCAAAGGAUUCCCAUCUUCCCAGCUAGAAUUAUUUCCAUGGUAUUUGUUACUGGCAGAAAGAGUGUUAAAUUAGGGUGAGUAGCAUGAGGUGGCUUUCAAUACCCUAGCCUAAGACAGCUUUCUUCUUUAUGACUUAUUAUAAACUAUCUUGAUCCUGCUAGUCCUGGAUGGACAUCAUGUGAGCGUAUUGUGGUGACUGGGAUAGGAAGGUGCUUGCUGUUUUUGCCAGUACAGCAUAUUAGUUCCUUGGCCCUUCCAUUGUGUAGGUCCACAAGUGAUCUAUAGGAAAGCAGCUGUUCAGUAAUCAUGAGUGCAAUGGCUUUUAGUUGUAACCACUAUGGUUAUUGAUUGUCCUAUGUGCUUUAAGGCAUACUUAAUGUAUGUCCCCGGGGAAAAAGAAAAAAAUGCAGCUGAGAGUUACUAACCAUGUCCCUUUGGUUAGAGGUAAUGAUUCGUUUUUUUACCCCUGGUUGUAAGUCUCUAAAAGGCCCUGAUGACUGACUGAGUUUAUUAAUUCCUCAUGCUGUUUCAAAAGGUAUCAAAACUGAAAACCUUUCUAAGGGGGAAGACUUUUAAAGUCAAUUCAUAAGACAACAUUUAGUAAAGGAUGUGGGAAAGAUUACCAGUAAUCUUCAGAUGUUAAUGGAUUUUUUCUGCCAACAAAAGCCACAUUCAAAUUGUAGUUGGUGAAAGUUUGUGUUUUUUUUCCAGUAUUAUUUAGAAGAGGCCAUUUGAAUCUAUAGUACUGUUUGACUUAUCAGCUUCACUAUGCUCAAUUCUUAUUUUGAGCUUUAAAUAGAGUCCUCUAAAGGGGUAGUAGUGUAAUUCUGGUGGCAAAAUCAAAACUUUAACUUGUCAUAAAACCCUAAUACAGAAUGAACCUAUUUCUCAUUGAUUGGGGUUUAGAUUGAAUGAUUCUUCUACUUGAGGAACAUAAAUUGCCAUUGCUCAGAGACGUUUAGGUUCCUAUCUACCUUAAGAUGACUCUCUUGGCAACUAGGGGAUUUAAAAAGGAAAAAAAAAAAAAAAAAAGAUGCUUGUGUGUUGUUAGUACACAAUUAGAGAA